UCCCUCCUCCUUACCCCCCCCUCCCUGUCCGGUCCGGGUUCGCUUGCCUCGUCAGCGUCCGCGUUUUUCCCGGCCCCCCCCAGCCCCCCCGGACAGGACCCCCUUGAGCUCGUCCCGCAGCUGCUACCAUGAGCGACCAAGAUCACUCCAUGGAUGAAAUGACAGCCGUGGUGAAGAUUGAAAAGGGAGUCGGUGGCAGUAACGGGGGCAAUGGUAAUGGCGGUGGUGCCUUUUCUCAGGCUCGGAGCAGCAGCACAGGCAGUAGCAGCAGUGGUGGAGGAGGAGGAGGAGGGCAGGAAUCCCAGCCAUCCCCUUUGGCUUUGCUGGCAGCAACUUGCAGCAGAAUUGAGUCACCCAAUGAAAACAGCAACAACUCCCAGGGCCCAAGCCAGUCCGGGGGCACAGGUGAGCUUGACCUCACAGCCACACAACUCUCACAGGGUGCCAAUGGCUGGCAGAUCAUCUCUUCCUCCUCUGGGGCUACCCCUACCUCAAAGGAACAGAGUGGCAGCAGUACCAAUGGCAGCAAUGGCGGUGAGUCUUCCAAGAAUCGCUCGGUGUCUGGUGGGCAGUAUGUCGUGGCUGCCACCUCCAACCUACAGAACCAGCAAGUCCUGACAGGACUACCUGGGGUGAUGCCUAAUAUUCAGUAUCAAGUAAUCCCACAGUUCCAGACUGUUGAUGGGCAACAGCUGCAAUUUGCUGCCACUGGGGCCCAAGUGCAACAGGAUGGUUCUGGUCAAAUACAGAUCAUACCAGGUGCAAACCAACAGAUCAUCACAAAUCGAGGAAGUGGAGGCAACAUUAUUGCUGCUAUGCCAAACUUACUCCAGCAGGCUGUCCCCCUCCAAGGCCUAACUAAUAAUGUACUCUCAGGACAGACUCAGUAUGUGACCAAUGUACCAGUGGCCCUGAAUGGGAAUAUCACCUUGCUACCUGUCAACAGCGUUUCUGCAGCUACCUUGACUCCUAGCUCUCAGGCAGUCACCAUCAGCAGCUCUGGGUCCCAGGAGAGUGGCUCACAGCCCGUCACCUCAGGGACUGCCAUCAGUUCUGCCAGUUUGGUAUCAUCACAAGCCAGUUCCAGCUCCUUUUUCACCAAUGCCAAUAGCUACUCAACAACUACUACCACCAGCAACAUGGGAAUUAUGAAUUUUACCACCAGCGGAUCAGCAGGAACCAACUCUCAAGGCCAGACACCCCAGAGGGUCAGUGGGCUACAGGGGUCUGAUGCUCUGAACAUCCAGCAGAACCAGACAUCUGGAGGCUCAUUGCAAGCAAGUCAACAAAAAGAGGGAGAGCAAAACCAGCAGACACAGCAACAAAUUCUUAUCCAGCCUCAGCUAGUUCAAGGGGGACAGGCCCUCCAGGCUCUCCAAGCAGCACCAUUGUCAGGGCAGACCUUUACAACUCAAGCUAUCUCCCAGGAAACCCUUCAGAACCUCCAGCUUCAGGCUGUUCCAAAUUCUGGCCCCAUCAUCAUCCGGACACCUACAGUGGGGCCCAAUGGACAGGUCAGUUGGCAGACUCUUCAGCUGCAGAACCUCCAAGUUCAGAACCCACAGGCCCAGACAAUCACCUUGGCUCCAAUGCAGGGUGUUUCCUUGGGGCAGACCAGCAGCAGCAGUACCACACUUACACCCAUUGCCUCAGCUGCCUCCAUCCCUGCCGGCACAGUCACUGUGAAUGCUGCUCAGCUCUCUUCCAUGCCUGGCCUCCAGACCAUUAACCUCAGUGCAUUGGGUGCUUCAGGAAUCCAGGUUCACCAGCUUCCAAGCCUGCCCUUGGCUAUAGCAAAUGCCCCAGGUGAUCAUGGAGCUCAGCUUGGCCUCCAUGGUGCUGGUGGUGAUGGAAUACAUGAUGACACAGCAGGUGGGGAAGAAGGAGAAAACAGCCCAGAUCCCCAACCCCAAGCUGGUCGGAGGACCCGGCGGGAAGCAUGCACCUGCCCCUACUGUAAAGACAGUGAAGGAAGAGGGUCUGGGGAUCCUGGCAAAAAGAAACAGCACAUUUGCCACAUGCAAGGCUGUGGCAAAGUAUAUGGCAAGACUUCACACCUACGGGCACACUUGCGCUGGCAUACAGGCGAGAGGCCAUUCAUGUGUACCUGGUCGUACUGUGGGAAACGCUUCACACGUUCAGAUGAGCUGCAGAGGCACAAACGCACACACACAGGUGAGAAGAAAUUUGCCUGCCCUGAGUGUCCCAAGCGCUUCAUGAGGAGUGACCACCUUUCAAAGCAUAUCAAGACCCAUCAGAAUAAGAAGGGAGGCCCAGGUGUAUCCCUGAGUGUGGGCACUUUGCCCCUGGACAGUGGGGCAGGUUCAGAAGGCAGCGGCAGUGCUACGCCUUCGGCCCUUAUUACCACCAAUAUGGUAGCCAUGGAGGCCAUCUGCCCAGAGGGUAUUGCCCGUCUUGCCAACAGUGGCAUCAACGUCAUGCAGGUGGCAGAUCUGCAGUCCAUUAAUAUCAGUGGUAAUGGCUUCUGAGAUCAGGCACCUGGGGCCAGAGACGUACGGGCCAUACCCAUCAACCCUGGGAUGCAAGGUAGCUUGGGUCCAAGAGACAUGUGGGAGAGAGCCAUGAGGCAUUACAAUGCAUGGUGGUGGGAAGAAUUGAGGGAGGGAUACAAGAGAAGAGAUGGGGUCCUGGCACUCAUCUAUAUCAUUAGCACCUCCUUGAAGUGGGAAACAUUAGUGAAAAUUCUGUUGGUGCCACCCUUUGAUGAACAUUUGACCCCAAACAGUUUCUUUUUACACUUUGUACCCCAGCCUCCCCUUUCUGUGUUUCCCUUCUCAGCUCCCCCAUGAUGGAUCCCCCCUUUCCUUAAAGCCAUCAUGCCUUGAUAAAUAUAUAUGAUCGUUGAAAUACUUUUUAACAAAAAACAGAUUCUAUAUUAUACAUACAUAUAUAUAUAUAUAUAUAUAUAUAUAUAUAUAUAUAUAUAUAUAUAAAAGAUAUAUAGAGAUACAUUCACAGGGGUUGGCUGGGAGGAGGAAGGAGACCAUUCUGUGACCAAAAUACUUUGGUCAUCUUUUUAUAUUGCCUUAUUUCCUUAUGGCUGAGCCUUGUUGUGACACAUCAAGUUUUUCUGAAGAUGUUGUCUUGGCUUCCCACCAGAUUAAGCAUUCACAUGCUCUGCUUUUAGUUUAUAUAUACAUACAUAAUGUGUUUCCUUUGUUAAUUUUGUCUUUUUAUUUGGGAUCAGGUUCUUGCACUCCUUCCCUGACUCAGCUCUCUGUCUCCCUUCCUCUCCUGAACACUUCAUGUUUUAUUUUUGGUAGUGAUCCCUGGGUGAGGCACUUCUGUCCAUCUUUAAUGUCCUUAGUCCACCAGCAGAAUAGAGAAGCCUUGAAGCCCAGGUUGAUGCUUGAGUAGCUUUCUGGAGAGUGUUCAAAAUACUACUGACGCAGGCACCCUCUUGGUGCUGGAGAGUCAAAGCACCUCUCUUCAUAGCUGCUGUAAGCAUCAAUAAUCAGAAGUCUGUCUAUGGAAUUGCACAAGAGACCCUUUGGAAGUUAUUAUCUGGGAUCAGUUUGUAUAAACCAUCAAAAGAUGGUCAGAUAAUAGGUAUUUCAAUAGGAAAAUGAUGUGUUCAGAAGCAGAAGUGACUCCUAGUAGUCCUGUUCAGGAAUUAGUGGAGUAUUUAGACCAUUGUACAGCUGUCUUCCAAGGUAGCUCUAAUCUUUGAUGUGUGGGCUUUUGAGUUCACUUUCUGAAAGGAAACCCAUUUCCUCUCUUGAAUGUCCCCAGUAGUUUCUUUCCCAUUCUGUUACUAAGGAGCAUCAACUGAUAAAUCUGUUCUGGGUUUCCAUUCUGCAAAACUCCAGUGUGCACCUAGUGGCAAGGCAGUGGUUCUUUGAUCUUUUCCCUUAACUCUCCUUGGGUGGCUCCUAAGGGAAAAGGAAGCACAUGAUCAUGGGAAUGAUAGCCCAGAACAAAAAGAAAUCUUGUCUUACCACUGUGGUUUAUAGGAGAGAUCAAGAGAAACCAUUCUGCUUUCUCCGUGGCCUGAUUCCUGAAGAGACUGAUCCAAAAAUUAUAGCGGCAGGGAACUCUUAGUGGAUCUGACACUGAGAUUUAAAUGCAACCAGAAUUGUCCUCAAGGCCCAGCCAUUAAAACAUUGUCUCUCUUGACCUUCGGGUAUCUUGUCAGAGAGCUUUUCACUGUGAGAAAGUGUGGAAAUGGCUGUGUGUGUGUGUAAUAUGUUAGGUUGGGGAUAGGUUUUCUGUUAGCCAAUACUAAAAGAGACCUGCAAUAAAAAAUUACCCUGAUCUGAUAGAAAGUGAAGUGUUUGUGUGUGAGUGUGUUUGUGCCUGUAUAUAUCUACACACAGAUGAGAAAUUAUAUUUGAAAUUGUUGGAAAAUAAAUUCAGAUCAAAAUAUAUUUCAGGCCCAUUACCUAGAAAUCUGUCUUAAAACCUGGGUAUGUUCCUGAAGUCAUUUCUUAUGCUAAAUGAAUUACAAUUAUGAAUGGGGGAUAUUCUACUGCACUUUUAAAAGAAGAAACUAUUUUUGUGUUUGAAAGUGAAACCAACAUCCAGACCUAUAGCAGAGUCCUGUAAUUCCUUUCAUAAUCUUUUUACCUUGACUACAAAUAAGUGAUGCUGUGAUUCUAUAUAUUUUAUAUAAAGUCUAUCCAAAUUAG
Molecule: messenger RNA, 4649 nt
Organism: Manis pentadactyla (Chinese pangolin)
Lineage: Eukaryota; Metazoa; Chordata; Mammalia; Pholidota; Manidae
Gene: SP1
Product: Sp1 transcription factor
Exons: 6
Coding region: 129-2489 (786 amino acids)
Biological process (GO): regulation of transcription by RNA polymerase II
Molecular function (GO): RNA polymerase II cis-regulatory region sequence-specific DNA binding; DNA-binding transcription factor activity, RNA polymerase II-specific
Source: RefSeq, a predicted model, not a curated record